Molecule: messenger RNA, 1691 nt
Organism: Drosophila busckii
Lineage: Eukaryota; Metazoa; Arthropoda; Insecta; Diptera; Drosophilidae
Exons: 4
Coding region: 66-1691 (541 amino acids)
Biological process (GO): fatty-acyl-CoA biosynthetic process; long-chain fatty acid metabolic process
Molecular function (GO): long-chain fatty acid-CoA ligase activity
Source: RefSeq, a predicted model, not a curated record
AAGGCUGAUCUCGGCUAUAUAUAGACCAGCAGCUAUAGCUUGAUUAGUUUUAGUUAGUGCGUGCUAUGGCGGCGACAACAUACGAUAGCAUUGAAAAGAUCUGGUCGGGUCCCAAAGACAAGGAGUACUAUGGACCCGACAUGACCUUGGGCGAGGUGGCGCUGCUCAUACUCAAGCUGCAUGCGGAUAAAGUAAUGCAGGUAUUUGAUCCGACAGGUGAGCAACUCACAGGUGCGCAGCUCUAUGAGCAGAGUCGGCGUCUGGCGCAUGCUUUUCAGCACUUGAAGCUGCAACGUGGCGAUGUCGUGGGCAUCUCAGCUACGAACACAACUUAUCUAACCGAGGUGGUCAUAGCAGCGCUGCUAAGCGGCACGCCCAUUAAUCCAUUGCAUCCAGAGUUUGACAAAGAAACUGUCGCCUAUAUGUACGAGCUGACCAAGCCGAAAGUUAUAUUCUGCGAUGUGGCCAACUAUGAAAUACUAGCAGCAGUUAAGCAAAGUCUUAAAUUUAAAACGGAGUUAAUACUGCUGAGUGGCAGUUUGUCAGCGGUGCGGAAUAUUGAAGAUCUGCUGAAGCUGGGGGAGAUUGACUAUGAUCCAAAGACGCUCUUUGCCUGCCCGCAUAUGAGUGGCGAUGAUACCGCGUUUAUCAUUAGCUCCUCAGGCGUGACUGGUUUGCCCAAAGGCGUCACCCGCUCGCAUCGCAGUCUGCUGAGCAAUACCAAAAUACCCUGUUUGUUUGGCUCGCAGUCUGUGCUGUUCUGCUAUAGUCCGCUCUACUGGAUUUCGUGCAUUUUCACGCUGCUCGCCUCGCUGGUGAAUGGCUGCAAGCGCAUUAUAACCAAUCGUGCCUACAAUGUGGAUUACUUUGUGGAGCUGCUGGCGCGGCAUGGAGUAACCUUUGUGCUCACCGUGCCACAUCAUAUGGCGCUGCUGGCAAAGUCGCAACGCUCGGACUUGCAGCAACAGCUGCAGGCGGUGCAAUCUUUUGUGUGCAGCGGCUCGAAGCUGCCGCUGAGCAUUUGGCGUCAGCUCGUUGACUUGCUGGGCAGCCAGCGCUUUCAGGUGCUCUACGGGCUGUCCGAGGUGGGUGGCGUAAGCAAAAAUGUGGGCGCUCCGCUGGGCUGUGAGGGCAAACUGCUGCGCAAUGUGCAGGUGCGCAUAUUGAGUGAGCAGGGCGAAGCUUUGGGGCCCAAUCAAACAGGACAUAUUAACAUACGCCUCAAGCUGCGUUGGGGCGGCUACUACCGCCAGCCGCUGGACACUCAAGCUGCCGUCAGCUCAUCCGAGGCUGGGCAGUGGCUGCUCACUGGCGAUCAUGGCUACUUCGAUGAUGCGGGCAAUUUACACUACCAAACACGCAAUUCGGAUGUGUUUAGAUCCAAUAAUUUUCACAUAUGUCCCAAGCAAAUAGAGGAUGUGAUUCUGCAGCUGCCUGGAGUGCAUGAAGUGGGCGUUUUUGCUCUGCCCGAUGAUAUAUCCACCAAUCUUACUGCCUGCGCUGUGGUGCGUGAAGCGAAUGCGGCGGGUGCGGCGCUUACAACGGAUUUGAUUAGCGCUACGGUCAAGCAGCAUUUGGGCGAAGCUUUUCAUCUGCACGGUGGCGUAUACUUUAUGCAUAAACUGCCCAAAACCACCAACAAUAAAAUACAACGCAGACGCAUUUUGGCUGAGCUUAAGCAAAAGUUUUAA